ACUUGGGUUUCCUUCCCAUCUCUUCACUAGACCCUCCGCAAUGUUGCGACACCUUCAACGUCGAUUUUCACGCAGGGGGAGAAGCUGUCGAGCUGCUAGGGGUAGCGGAGAAAGUGAUGGAACACCCCCCUCGGAGCCGACACUGGCCGCAGACACCCCCAUCCUCGCGUCGUAUGAGAGUAGAUCGGCUUCCGAGGACGACCUAUGCGACUCAGAUCACAAAACAACCCCUAUGGAGACAUGCGCAUCUUCCCUCGAGAUUUUGGCGGCGUCGAUGCCAAUUCCAUAUCCUUACCCAAACCAUCCAACGUUGAAGAGUGAUUCGGAGCCGUCACUGAGCCGUCUCGUUCCGAUAGCACCUCAACUGGAUCGCGGUCCGCUCUUCUCAAGGGCUGAACGCGUGCUAGAUGGGCAAGGAGAACGUAUUGACGAUCUCCAGCCGAGCAGUGAUACGAUCUCGGAUACCACCGCUGCGGUUCAGAUGCUACAGAAGGGCAUUAAGACUUUUAUGGACGACUAUCAUUGGUUCAUGAAAGCUCUGGACGAGGUCGCUAAGAUCCAUCCGUUUGUGGCCGCGGCGAUCUUGGCCUUUAAGGCAGUAUACAGUAUGGAAAGGACACGUCAAGAGAACGACAAAAGAAUCAUCGCGCUAUACGUCGCAAUGAAGGACAUGAUCAGGGUCUUGGUACAGUUAAGAACCAUCGAAGAUCCUCACCAUUUAGGACCAGACGGUGUCACUAUAGAAGGCCGACUGCAAUCUCUCGUGAGGCAAGCAGCGGAAGAUAUUAAGGACUGCGCAAAUGCCUGCGAUACUUACUCGAAAAAAAGGCUGCUAGUGAAGGUACUCAAAGGUCCGAUCUGGGAGGCACGGCUUGCCGAGCACGUCGCCCGCUUCCACCAGUUGAAGAAGGAGCUGAAGUUUGCGCUGUCGAUCCAUACCGCCACAACGACAGAAGGAAUGAAGCUCACCUUGAACGCUCAAAAUGACAAUCUCGUAGUUCUUGUCAGCCUUCUGCAGAGCGCGCUGCACGAGCUGAAGUCACCGGAGGAGAUUCUCAUGGAGGCCAAAGUUGACGAACGAGGCGGUCCGCUAUCAGUACAACACAAUGACAGCGCGCUCCGCGAACUGCUCGAGUUCGACUAUAGCCUCGAGUCCUUGAGGAACAAGGGGAUCCGUCGCAUAUGGAGCGCACCCAAUCUUCAGCUUGAUGUAGAUGACGCGAAGCUUAGACCGGACAUGAGCGAGCGAACCAUGUUGAACUCCGCCGUCGUCCUCAAUGACGUCAAAGAUGGUCUUCAGGAAGAUUGGGAAACCGCUCUACAGAGAAAUAUGGUUGUCUUUCAACGAAAGUUCGCGCUUCAGCGACGCCUGCAAGAGGACCUCUCUGCUAUUAUCCACGAGGGUAACGAUCGUGUCAUACAGGAGCUGAGAACGGGGCCGCACGAUGGCAUCUACGACGAGGAGUUGAGAGAAUUGUGGAGAGAGAUGGGAUGGAAGACCAACGUACCCUCUAACAGGUUUGCCGUGACCCUCCGCGACCAUUUUCAGAAUAAAUCCAGGCACCACGGACCGUUUGAAGAAACAUCGAACUUGAGCAGAGACAGCUGGACCACCGAUUUCAUCGAACUUCUGUAUGUUCAGCGCAUUAAGGAGGCCUUUGACGAAGACGGCUCCGGCUACGUUACUGUCGCAGAGGUGAACAGGUUCACGGAGCAGCAGCCGAGAAUCUUGGGUUGGAGUCUGCGCCAUUGGCUCGCUUAUUGGACUAUCGGUUGGCACAUUUCAGCAACGUGGUAUCGAGACAAAAUACGCCGAAUCUUUGCACGCAUGUUCGUACUCAGGCGUCAUGUUCUUCCACGAAAUCGCUCCCUGGUGGACAAUUACCUGCAUCAGACAUGGACGGACAGUGCGAAGAUUGUGGAGUCACUGCAGCCGGCCGCCUCUAUCUUGCGCCACUUCGACCAUAAGUUUAUCGACUACCUCUCUUCGGAAGAGAGGAGAAUCAGGGAGAACCUGGAGGGCAUCAACUACAACCUUGAUGCGGUAGAGACCAUUGUGACUGUCGUAGGUUCUGGAAGAGUGGAAGGUCUGUUUAAUCUGGCUCAAGAGCAGGCAAUGUGCGAACACGUCUUCGCGGUGUCCGUGAAUAGCCUACUUCAUGUACAUCAAAUAUAUUCUCAGCGCUAUCAGCAAAUCUCAACACUACUUCUGCAUAGAGGCCUGGAUGUACCACAACAUAUCAAGAGAUUUUCAUGUGAACUAUUUGAAUACUAUCAUGAUGCGAUACCCAUGUGGAAAGCACUCCGUAUGCAGAUAGAUGUAGACGACGAAACCGUGGAUACGCACGACCCACCGCCUGCGACUGAGCUUCCUGGAUACCUUCCUUCAUGCCAACACGUCCACCAAUUACUGAUCCCACUGCCGCGCGUCUCUGGUGACUCGACUAGGGUUCAACCAAGGGAACAGGGCAUUCUAACUGAAACCGGAGACAUCUUUGGCCAGUGGAACGGAUUCGUAUACAGUCACACAGAGUACCCAAUCUUCCUCAUGACCUCAUUCCACGCACGCCCGAGUCAUUCGCAGGAGCACCAUUUCGAGGAUCACGGGACACAUUUCGGUGCUACGUAUCGCCUGCUGGGCCUUUGCUCGCAGACCCGCAACCAUCUGCGCGUCCAAUUCAGCAUACAUUACUCCCAAGAGUUUCGAUCUAAAUAUUUUUCCGGAUAUCUGAAAGACGAACAUACCAUCGUUGGGUCCGAAGGAUGGACAGAAGAUCCUAAGACUCAUCAAUAUCGCUUCAUUCUCAAGAGGAUCCCGGCAGAAGUGAUGUGCUGCCGCCCUUCACCCUCAGAAUUUCGGCAGAACCGAAUUGCAGCUUUGUGGAAGUACGCCCGCUCCGCGAUCAUCUAUCACGUCCGAAAGGAGAGUUGUUCUAAAACCUUCUUCGCCGAGCGGCGUGAAAUUCGCAGCACACUCAUCGAAUUCGACAUUCGCAACUACACUUCAUAUGGACGCCCGCUUGACCAGCGCGAGCGUCUUCUCUGGACGGCGAAACGGGGAGCUAUUACAGCUGAAGACGCAGCGUUCUAUCGUGCCAUGAGAGACGCACAACUCGCUCUCGUACCGAAGCAUCUCGGAGUGGAGUGCGCAGGCUGCACUUACCAGGUCAGAGGUGCACGGAUCAUUUGUUUGGACUGUCUCUCUCCCGAUGGUGAUUAUACAAAUACGGUCAACUUCUGCGACGAUAUGCGAUGUCGGUCAGCGAACAUCAAGCAGCAAAGAGCAGGAGCGAUUCUUCAUCACCCUUCUCACGAUGUUGUCAAGGUCCGGACCGUCCAACACCUCAGGGACAUGUAUGCUCUAGAAGAAGUUUCUCGAGCCGCACUUCUCUCAGCCAAGCACGUGCUGAAGCAUAGUUUUGCUCCGGGUUUCUCUGUGGACGAAGAGUCUCCCGUUAAUGGCAGCAUUGUGGAAGAAUAUACCCAAGCGAAGUCGAAAGCUCAAGGUCCUGCAAUUUCGCCGGUGCGCAAGACCUUGUCUGGGAAGAGUAAACGACCUGUGUCGCCUCAGCGGCGUCAGUCUCAUUCAACAGUCGCGUGUGGUGUCUGUGCCGCCGGCCUCGACUUGUUGAGCAGCUGCUGGUUCUGUGUAAACUGCUUUGAUGAAGACUGUCGAUUCUUCAUUUGCAACGAUUGUGAAGCUGGAAUGCUUCUACCAUGCGCAACGUGCAAUAAACCAUAUAAGCAGCUAUCGUGGUACCAUGGCUCUCGUCCAGGUGCGCAACCAUCCAUCACUUGCGAUGAGCCCUCCUUGACAAAUCGUUUUGAAGAGGAUUCCUUCGCAUGCAGUGCCUGCACUGCCCUCCGCGACGGCGCGCUUGUCUCUUCACGGUUUCCUCAUAGCUAUACGCAUGCUCUCGUGCAAUGCAAACCAGCCAUGCUUGGGAGUAGGGCAAGUUCGGUUGAUGACGCUGGCGCGUACACUUCAGAAACAGCUAUAUCUGAGCUGCGUCAACGCGUGCAGCAGCUGGACAAUAGGAUUGAGGGGUUAGAGGAGGGCCAAAGUCGGCUAGAGCACAUGGUUGGACAAAUUCUGUCAAAGCUGGCUGCGAUGUCCUCCUCCGUUCCAAGCUCAACAAGCUCCAAGGAUUUGUAGUAAUGCUUUCGCUAUUGAAUACGUUGUACAUGAAGAGCAAAUGGAUGAUAACGUAACACUAUUAUUUUAUAGAGAUUGCCGCGAUACAGAUCGCUAUACAGAUGUCAAUACGAACGAUGCAUGGGUUGUAUAAACGGGUGGGGUGGAGACAAUUGCAGCUCUAUGCACGGUUCAAAAAGCUGUAAGCGGAAUGGGUCCUGCUAGUCGCAGAACGAGACUGCGAGGGUCUUCCCGUGGCUUCUCAGAUUUUCUGGAUCUGGAUUGUCCAGCUCAGCCAUGCGCCGCGCAAUUCUGGUCUGGUCGCGGCCUAGGAGCCAGGUAAGCUCUAGCACACCCAGGCCGUUCACGUGAGGCCCGUGUCUGUUCGGCUUGGGCCAGGGUUGUCUGGUGAGAAUGAGCGCGAUGAAGAGCAUCAUCCCUGAGAUGCCGGUACCGAGCCAGGGCUGUACGAAGUUGUGAGUGUUGGAUAUGAUAGCUUGCACCUGAGCGGACGUACCUGCCAGUGUCUGAUCUUUAUUUUUGGUGUCUAAUCAGGCCGGGUGGAACUUAUCAGACCGGUUGCGCGGGACUCACCUGCAAAGAAUAUUGAACCUUCUCGGAUCCUCCCUGAGAUUGGUCACCAACAGAACGCACAGCAGCUGCCAC
Messenger RNA from Phanerochaete carnosa HHB-10118-sp, 4801 nucleotides. RefSeq lists its product as uncharacterized. The record is from RefSeq and is a predicted model, not a curated record. The transcript has 15 exons. Bases 41 to 4156 code for a protein of 1371 amino acids. Lineage: Eukaryota; Fungi; Basidiomycota; Agaricomycetes; Polyporales; Phanerochaetaceae.